UAAUGCAACUUUUUGAAGAACAGUUAAAUAUUAGAAGACUAUUUUUAUUUGCCUUUCUUUUGUUGUAUAUACCAAGCAAUUCCUAUUGUUGUCUUCUAUGUCCUUUACAUAUCCCCGCUAGGCCUAAACCGUUGGAUCAAUUUCGUGUGCCAUCCAUUCAAAAAUUAAUUAGAACGUCGGAAACAAUUGAGUGGCUUUGUCAAAAUGGAUCUAGGUUAUCCACAAUAUCACCAGAAUGCCGUUCAGAAGUCGCCCAUUUAUUCUGUUCAUUAACGGGCUUUGUAGCUUCCUUAAAGGCUGAGGAAUGCCCUGGACAAGAAAAUAAAGAACAAUGUGUUAAAUGUCGAAAAGAAAAUGAACGUCUUUACAAUGUUAAUAAAUGGAUUAUGACUUGGGUAGAUUCUGUUGGGAAAAUGCCGUCGGGAAUUAGUGAUGGAAAUUAUCAUUGGCUAGGAGAUUAUGAACAGUGUCAAAGGCUUAAAAAUCAAGGUUUGUUCAACGGCCGUUAUUGCUUACUUGAAUUCCACGUACCUGGAGCGGUUAUUCGACCUGAACAAUGUCCUGAAAAGGGAACAGAUCCAUUAGAAGUUGUGCUUGGAAUUUGUUUACCUGCAAAUUGUUCAACAGAAGAAACUCAGGGACUUGUUGAAUAUGUUGCCGAGCAUCACCCAAUCCAAGUAAAUUGUCAACCACCAGGGCAAUGGCCCCUUGUCGGUAUUAUUUUGGUUGGAAUUUUGCUUCUUUGGUUGUCUCUUUUGUUGUUUGUUUCUGCCUUUCGUUGGUUUCAUCAUUUACAAUUUCCUCCGAUAUUUGACGCUUUUUGUCUUCAAAUACAUUUAAGGCAUUCUCUUAGGACAACACAACCAAAAGACAAUCAACGUUUUCAAUCAAUUCAUGGAAUUCAAGUUAUUGCUGCCUCUUUAUUGGUUUUAGGCCAAUCUCAAGUACUUGUCCUUCCUUAUUUGGAAAAUACUGGCCAUCAUUAUGCUUUAUUGGAAAAAUGGCCGGCACAAAUUGCCUUAAACCCAACUUUAUUAGCGGACACUCUUUUAGCUUUAGAUUUAUUUCAGUUAGCGGUAAAUGAAAGUAAACGAUGUCCUAAACGUUCACUAAUUCAAAUUGUUUGGAGAAGAUUUCUUAGAAUCUGGCCAAUAUAUGCAUUAAUAACGCUUUCAAUGGCUUUUGUAUUUGCCCAUUUGGGUGAAGGGCCAAUGUGGUCUAGAACUGAUAUUGCAAAAAGAUGUUCAAAUAAUUGGCCAGAAAAUAUAUUUUUUAUACAAAAUUUGUUGGGAUAUUCUCAUACUUGUUUAAAUUUUGGCCAUUUAAUAUCAUUAGAAGCUCAAUUUAUUUUAUUUUUAUUUCUUCCAAUUUUCUAUUUAAUUUCAAAUGGAUAUAGACGUUCAAUUUUAAUUUUGUUAAUUUCUGGAUUAAUUCUAAGCAAUUUAUUAUUUUUAUUUUUUGGAUUUUUAUUUAAAUUUCCCCCAACACUUAUUCCACAUUUGAGAAUGGAAAUUGAAGAUUUUGCACCUUUUGCUAAUUUUUUGAUUACACCAUUUGCCAGAGCUAGUUCUCCAAUUAUUGGCCUUCUAUUUGCUUUAUUUUUACUGCAAAAAUGGGAUGAAUGGCAACAUUUAGUUAAAGCUCUAUCAUUAAUUGGUUUAUUAACAACUUUAUUUUUAAUGAUGUUUAUAUUGUGGGCGCCUUUUUGGAUAUUUAAUGAUUCAAUUAUUUCUUUAAUUUAUGGGACUAUACACAGACCUUUUUGGUCGUUUUUGCUUUUUUGUUUUUUGGGGUUUUUGGAAGCUAAUUUAAAAGGAAGUGGUAAGUUUUGUUUGUUGUUGUUUUCCCUUCAUUUGUUAGUCUGUUUUGGAAUAUGGCAAAGUUAG
Messenger RNA from Meloidogyne enterolobii, 1886 nucleotides. NCBI's taxonomy places the organism in Eukaryota, Metazoa, Nematoda, Chromadorea, Rhabditida, Meloidogynidae. The record is from the annotation of a GenBank genome assembly.